AUGAAUGACCCUGAAAAAGUGAAUCUUGAUUAUCAAAAGAUUUAUGGUCAGAUAAUAAAAAUAAUUGAAGAUAUUCAUGAUUUUAAAUUUCAAUUGUCAUCGUUUUAUAAAUUUAUCAACAUUAUCACAUUAAAACGUGAUAUUAGAUUCCUGGUGAAUUUAUGUCAAACCGAUGAAUCAUUAUUCAAGGCUUCCAGAUUGAGUAGUCGACAGUCAGUACAGCUUAAACUUGAAUACUGUAAAUCUUUGUCUUCAAAACAAGAAUAUCUCCCUUGUACUAUUCAAUUAACAGGAGUUAAACACUAUCCAACAAUCUAUAGCACGUUGACUGUUCAAACAGGUGAUAUAUCUAGAUGGAGGAAGCUUAUGAGUCGAACUAAGCUGUCAACAAGUGAACAGCUGGUAUUUAGGGCUAAUCAAAGCUUACAAGUACCUGUUACCUCGCAUAAUAUCACAUGUGUUAUUCAUUCAACAUGUCAAGAAAUUCAUAUGUUGCAGACUAUUCUAGAAUACCUUGAAAUAUUAACUGAACAAGUAAUUGGAUCAGAGAAUCGAAAUGUAAACACCAUUGACUAUAAUGAUUUAAACAAUUUACUGUGUGAUAAUGUAAUACACAUUUGUAAAAUUAUGUCACGUUUAGUUGAAUAUAACGUUUUAACAGCGGGUGAUUCGGAUGCAGUAAAACCGCUUGUUUUAAAGCCCGUGUGCAAGAUUUUUUGCCUUUGGAGGUCAAUAACUUCCGAAAUGGGCAAACUAUUUUCCAAACUUUUUGGAAGUAAAGAAAUGCGUAUUCUUAUGCUGGGUCUUGAUGCUGCUGGGAAGACAACCAUCCUUUAUCGACUAAAGCUUGGCUCCAGUGUCAGCACUAUUCCCACGGUUGGCUUUAAUGUCGAAACCGUAACUUACAAAAAUGUAAAAUUCAAUGUUUGGUUACUUUUUUUUCUUUUCUAUAGGAUGUUGGUGGUCAAGAGAAAAUCAGACCAUUAUGGCGUCAUUAUUUCACUGGAAGUCAAGGUCUUAUAUUUGUUGUCGACAGCUCAGAUCGAGAUAGGAUAGAAGAGGCUAGACAAGAAUUGCAUCGAAUUGCAAAUGAUCGAGAAAUGCAAGAUGCUAUUGUCCUUGUAUUUGCAAAUAAACAAGACCUUCCUAAUGCUAUGAGACCAAAUGAAAUUCAAGAACGUCUUAUGCUAACACGAAUGCGUGAAAAACGUCUUUGGUAUGUUCAACCAUCGAUUGCUACCACAGGCGAAGGAUUAUAUGAAGGUUUAACGUGGUUAAAUGAAAAUCAUGGACCUCGGUGAUUUUUAAAAAAAAUUUAAUUUUUGUCUUCCCCUGUUUUCAGUCUACGUCUACUACUUCUUGUGAUGAUUUAAUUUUGAAUAACUGUCAACAGAUAGUAAGGAUGAUAAAUGCUACAGCAUCAGCUGAAACUCACUCCGCCCCGUCCCCCCUUUAUACACACAAACAGAUAAACAUGUCUACUCUCCUCUUAUCAAUAUUUAAUCUCUUCUGUUUUUCAAAGUUUCCACUUUCUCAUAUUGUUCCACAACUUUUCAUACUUGUUCAAAUGUAGUCUGUUUGUAUAUCAUUUUAUUUUGUUUUUGUGUACCCUCCUUUCUUUUCUUUUAGUUCCUCUUGAUUGUUUCCUAAUUUUAUUUUUUUUGCCUGAUAAAGCAAACAAAAAUGAGUAUUUUCACUUCAUGUGUGUAUAGGGGACUUAUGAAAUUGGAUCCUAGCGCUUUCAUGCACCCUUCCCGUUUCACCUGGCACUCAACUUUCCGGUUGAAUUAUCUUCUUAGGUACUAUGCAGAACAUCUUCCCGCAUGCUAAUUAUCUAUCAUAUUUAAGCUUCUUCCUCAGAAAUUAUUUAAAAUUAUCGUACUAAAAAGAAAUAGUACACUUUAAAGGAGAUUUUUCUCUGCCUGUUACUAAUCCUAUCAUUAUUACUGUUACAUUUUCAUGUAUACAUAUAUGUGUUGAUUGGUUAUUGCUGCUUUACACUGUCCCAUCUGUCUAUCCGUCUCCUUUUCACGUCCGGUAAUUGAACCUCGCCUCAGCGUACUGAAAUCUAUUAUAUAUGCAUGGAUUUAUUUAUUAACCAAUUGAUUUACACGGUGAUUUUUAAUUCUUAUACAAACUAACCAGCAGAAGAAAAUCAUAUUCCCCUGUUUUUACUCUUCUUGUACAUACUACUUACUAUUAUAUAUUUGGUGAUGUUUGACUUUGCCUUUUGAAAAGACAUUACGGUUAACGGUGAUGAUGAUCACUUCUAGCGUCUAUUCAUGGUUCAUUUUCGUUCUAAUUUAGUCUGCUUUUUUCGAUUGAAGUGUAUCUUGUUUCGUUUCUACUCCCCCCUUGUGUGUGUGUGUGGAGAGAGAGAGAACAAGUGGACAAUAGUGAAAGUUAUUCGUCGUUAGAAUACCAAAAAAUUAGGACAAUUUUUAUGGAAAAAAAUAUUAGAUAUAUAGAAAGUCACUUUCUUAUCGUUGAUUUUCUUUCUUUCUGUUUUCUCUGCUUUUUCCAGUUAUUUUUUACUUCCAUUUGUCACUAUUUAUUAAAUAUAGUGGAUGGUUUUUCAGGUUAUACUGAUCCUGUUACAAGAAGAGAAUCAGUAGGUUGCUAUUCUACACCCUACCAUUCGAUUUCACCCUGUAUACUGGUUGGUGUGUGUUAUGAACUUUAUCGAUUAUUUACUGGACACCUGUAUAUGUAUAUAUACUCAAUAAUCAAAUAGUAUUUUCCAUAUUGAACUUAUGGUUGUUCAAUGUUAAAUUGAUAGUAAAGUUUGUUUUGUUUAUUUUCUUCAGUUUUGUGUGUGUGUGUGCGUGUAUUUUGAAAAAAGAUUUUUCGGCUAAUCACCUCACUUCUUCUGAUUUUACAUCACCAUGUGAUGCAAAAAAGCAUACCUUGUUUUCUGGUGUGUUUUUCUUCUCUAAUCUUCAUUAAAAGAGAAGCUUCGUUGAUUUCCUGUACUUUCAACUAGUUGUUUUAACUAGACGAGUAAGUGAAUGAUGAAUUAAGUGAAAGGAAAUCUUUUAAGAGCUGUGAUCGUUUUUGUAACAUCGAUCAGUUGUUAACAGUUGGGUAGAAUGCAUAUGAGAUUAAUGCUAUUGUAUGUAUGUACCUGCAAUUUGUCGGUUAUAGGUCACUUUUUUUUCUCUUAUUGUUUUGCUUUUCUGGAUUUAAUAAAGGUUUUCUUUCUGUAUUU
Heterobilharzia americana is the source of this 3208-nucleotide messenger RNA. NCBI's taxonomy places the organism in Eukaryota, Metazoa, Platyhelminthes, Trematoda, Strigeidida, Schistosomatidae. The record is from the annotation of a GenBank genome assembly.